Molecule: messenger RNA, 1214 nt
Organism: Helianthus annuus (common sunflower)
Lineage: Eukaryota; Viridiplantae; Streptophyta; Magnoliopsida; Asterales; Asteraceae
Product: chaperone protein dnaJ 50
Exons: 10
Coding region: 52-948 (298 amino acids)
Biological process (GO): protein folding
Cellular component (GO): endoplasmic reticulum membrane
Source: RefSeq, a predicted model, not a curated record
AAAACGAGUUCCAGACGAAACCCAAGUUCUCGGAUCAAAACGACGAAGACGAUGGCAACGACGUCGUUUCGCCCAUACGCCGUCGUUUCGCUUCUCAUCAUCUUCUUCAUCCAACCGUCGAUCUCAAUCUACUGCGACGAAGAUGAUUGCUACGAUCUACUAGGGGUUUCGCAAAAUGCGAAUUCAUCUGAAAUCAAGCGAGCGUACUACAAGCUCUCGUUAAAGCAUCAUCCUGAUAAAAAUCCAGAUCCUGAAUCGAAAAAAUUGUUUGUUAAGAUUGCGAAUGCUUAUGAGAUAUUAAAAGAUGAAGUAACAAGAGGGCAGUAUGAUUAUGCAAUUGAGCAUCCAGAGGAGGUAUUCUACAAUACAGCUCGCUAUUAUCAUGCUUACUAUGGUCACAAAACUGAUCCUCGUGCUGUUUUAGUGGGACUUCUUCUAGUCCUCUCGGGAAUUCAAUAUCUGAAUCAAUGGACAAGGUAUCAUCAGGCUAUUGACAUGGUUAAGAGAACGCCAGCUUAUAAAAAUAAGUUGAAGGCAUUGGAACUGGAACGCACGGGGGCAAUUUCAAGCAAAAAGAAGGGUGGUUACAAGAUCGACAAGAAAAUGCAGGAAGAUAUUAGCAAGGAACUUGAACUGCAGAUAAAAGGUGCUGAAAAGCCAUCGGUGUGGGGACUUCUUGGUGUUCGUUUUAUACUCUUGCCAUAUACUCUUGGAAAGUUACUUUUAUGGCAUGGAUGUUGGUACUGGAGGUACAAGAUAAACAAAACUUCGUAUUCCUUGGAAGACGCCUCUUAUUUGACCAGACGCGCUCUCGGGGCAUCUCGUGAUUCAUGGGAAUAUCUUGAUGAAUCAACCAAGAAAGAUCUCAUCGACCGACGGUUAUGGGUGAAGUCCAACUUAGAGAACUACCUUUUGGAGAUGCGAAAAGAGUCAAAGCGAAGAAGAUAAACAAACUUUAAGUCAAAGGUUUGACUUCUGAUAUCACAAACUGGAAUUAUAUUAUAGAAGACUAAAGAUUAGAUCCCAUCAUUUUACUUUACAAUUUUUUAAUCAAGAAAUACCAUGGAACUUACUAAGCAAACUCUAGUCUAAUAUGCUUUUAUAGCUACUCUUUUUGUAAGUUUAUACCAAUAUCGCAGUGCCUCGAUCCCAAAUUUGAGUUUUUUUAUUGUUCUAGAUUAUCCAUUAUUGAAAUAAACAAAUGUUAAGAGAAA